AGCGUGUGUGUACGCUACUUUUCUCUCAACUUCCAUCACUCUGAAAUGACCCACUAGAAUUCACGCCACGAUGCCUGCAACUGUACGACAACGACCACAACCUGGUCAAAAAAACCCGGACUCAUCAACUCAUGCGUUACUCCCAUUCCUUCAAGUCCAGUCGGCGACUGCUCUGAGCCGGUUGUAUCAGAGUCCUUCAUCAUGUCUAUCAAUAUUCAGACUCUUAGCUCCUGUGGAACGCCAAAUCGUCAUGAACUUGCUUUGGUUGGAGUCAGCAAUGACUCCUUCGACACUGGCUGCUUGGGUAACGACUGAAGGUCAAAAGCUGUACGACAGCUCGUUAGAUACCCUCUCCCACCUGCACAUCCUACACAAUUACCCUACGAAACUUGCUUUGAAUACGACCUUCAAGACUAGUCUCCGCCAUGCAAUUACCGGAGGUGGCACAACAGGGAGUUUUGGUGUUCCUGCUGAGAAAGAUGAGAAACGAUUACCGUUGGAUGUUGAAGGACUUGAUAGUUAUGCUUUAGAACGCUGGGAAACGAUCCUGCAUUUCAUGGUGUCAUCUGGAACAGGUCAAAAUCCACAACGGCCGUCGCCAGGUGUUCUUUACCUGUUACAGCGAAGUGGACUCAUGGGAAACCAACAUGGUUCUCUACAAAUCACGUCCGCUGGUUUCCAGUUUCUAUUGCACGAAUCUCAUGCUCAGCUAUGGAAUUUGCUACUCCAAUACCUGCACAUGGCUGAGGAGCGGCAAAUGGACCUCGUUGAAGUCCUCAGCUUUUUGUUCAUGCUUUCUACAAUGGAGCUAGGUCGCGAGUACUCUACGGAAAACCUGAGUAAAACUCAGAAGGCGAUGUUGGAGGAUCUUCGUGAUUAUGGGCUCCUAUGGCAACGACGACCCACUUCCCGGCGGUUCAGUCCAACUCGUUUGGCCACGACGCUCACAUCUUCUUCUCCAGACCUACCCUCGAGUACUGGUGCCAGUUCAACCGGUUUCAUUGUGUUGGAAACGAACUAUCGGGUGUAUGCGUAUACUGACAACCCGCUGCAAACCGCAAUUCUAAACUUAUUCGUUUCCCUCAAAUAUCGAUUCCCUAACCUUGUCGUCGGGUCCAUCACCCGUGACAGUGUGAAGAGGGCGUUGAAUAAUGGGAUUUCGGCGGAUCAGAUUAUCAGCUACUUGGUUACCCAUGCUCACCCUCAGAUGCGGAAGAAUAACCCACUUUUACCCGUAACAGUCCAAGAUCAAAUCCGUCUUUGGGAGCUGGAGAAGAACAGACUCAAGUCGCAAGAGGGCUAUCUAUACACCUCAUUUGCGUCGCAGGCGGAUUAUGAGUAUGUUUUGAAUUAUGCGAAACAGAUGGAAUUGGUGCUUUGGGAGAAUAAUGCGAAGAGAAGUUUCUUUGGAAGUAUUGAAGGACAUGCGAACAUACGGAGCUUUAUCGAGCGGAGAUCGGCGGGUGGUAGUGGAUGAUGGGAACGGGUGGGUCAAUGUACAAAAGGGGGUUCAGAUACUGGAUUCGUUUCUGUAUCAUGUUCUGGAAUCAGGAUAAUAUCUAUGUCACUUAUUCACGAUUUCCUAAACUCA
This is a messenger RNA of Marasmius oreades (fairy-ring Marasmius), 1591 nucleotides long. RefSeq lists its product as uncharacterized. Bases 71 to 1477 code for a protein of 468 amino acids. The record is from RefSeq and is a predicted model, not a curated record. Gene Ontology annotation, biological process: nucleotide-excision repair. The transcript has 13 exons. Gene Ontology annotation, cellular component: transcription factor TFIIH holo complex; transcription factor TFIIH core complex. NCBI's taxonomy places the organism in Eukaryota, Fungi, Basidiomycota, Agaricomycetes, Agaricales, Marasmiaceae. Gene Ontology annotation, molecular function: ATPase activator activity; double-stranded DNA binding.